Plasmodium knowlesi strain H is the source of this 876-nucleotide messenger RNA. RefSeq lists its product as uncharacterized. The coding region runs from base 1 to 876 and encodes 291 amino acids. Lineage: Eukaryota; Apicomplexa; Aconoidasida; Haemosporida; Plasmodiidae. The record is from RefSeq and is a predicted model, not a curated record. The transcript is spliced from 3 exons.
AUGGCAAGAGGGUUAAAUAUUGUAAAGGCCAAACUUCCCAAGGCCCCAACGGGAAGGAGGCCGAUUGGCUAUAGAGGAAAUCACCAGCACGGAAAAUCUCUCUAUGAUCCAGUUUACCCCACGACGAAGAUCCCUGCGAGCCUCGUGCCGCGUUACCCGAUAGACUGGAGAAACGGAGGAAGGUUCCUCCUGUGCGUGGGUCUCAGGAGAAUAGAAAAUCGUAUAAUAAAACGGAUGAAGGAGAGUCAAGAUUUCAAUCGACCGGAAUGUAAAACAUGUAAUCACGACUGCAUAGCGACUUACAAUCGUUGCCUAUGUGCCUGGUACUGUAAAAACAAAUUUAAGCACUUAUAUCAGUGUGAUGAGCUCUUGCUACAGUAUAAGGGAGAGACAAAAACAGACAAGCCACUCUUUACUGCCCCCAGGUGGGUAGCCAAUAGGAACUCUGAUAAGGGAAUCCAAUAUGAAUUCAAUGAAAAGACUAGACGGUUUGAAAAUGUCCAAGGGGAAGAAGACAUGUAUAAACUUUUUUAUAAAAAGUUGCGUUAUGGAGCAGACUCCACGGAGCAUGAAGGAAAGGAAGGUAAUUCGAUUGCGGGAGGUACCAGUGGUGGGAGUGCCAUUGGUGAGAGUGCGAUUGGUGGGAGUGCGAUUGGUGGGAGUGCGAUUGGUGGGAGUGCGAUUGGUGGGAGUGCGAUUGGUGGGAGUGCGAUUGGUGGGAGUGCGAUUGGUGGGAGUGCGAUUGGUGGGAGUGCGAUUGGUGGGAGUGCGAUUGGUGGGAGUGCGAUUGGUGGGAGUGCGAUUGGCAUCCCUGCAGAGGAGGAGCAGCUCUCCGGUUCGGAUUCCGACAUGACUGACAGCGAUGAGGAGGGGUAG